AUGAAGAAGUUCAAGGAAUUUCUUACGGAGAAUGGUGUAAAUCUUUUGGAAAUGAGGUUCCUACCAGCACUAGACAAGAUGGGAAAGAUAUGCCAUCUCUACCUCAAUAGAGACCAUGUUAUCUUCCUCCACAACCUCUUCAAUGGUGAUGGAGUUCAGUCUAUUGCUCAGUUUCGCAAAAAAGCUCUUUUCGAUGACUAUCGCAUCUCCAGCCAGAAUGAGGACUGCAUUUCUUUUGCAGUAGACGUUUCUCUUCUCCACCGUGCCCUUCGUAGAAGUGUCAGCAUAUGUACUGAGUUUCUUAAUAUUUCCAUAAGCAAGUAUGGGGAUUUACACAUUCAGAUUUCCACAACAUUAAUCACACUUGGUGCUGAGUUUCAGACGCUGUUGGUCUUAGGUGAAAGAGCUGAUGCUCCAUCUGAAGAUCGAAACCUCAGUGCUCAGACUCGGUCAGCAAGGACGAUUUUGAGGGGAGAUGCUCAAUCUGUGGAAGCGAGUGUGAAGCAUUUUGGCAAGAGCCUUCAGUGCCAAUUGGGUAAGCCAAAUUACGCUUUCUAUGGGAUUGCUCCGCAAGGUACCGGUGCUUGCUGGACGGUGAUCUUCCAAUUUUUCAUUCCUGGUUCCCAUCAAAUGGACAAGUCAAUCAGUCUACAUUGCAGACUUCCUGUACGGGACCAAGGGUCAGGUUGA
Prunus armeniaca (apricot) is the source of this 690-nucleotide messenger RNA. The record is from the annotation of a GenBank genome assembly. Lineage: Eukaryota; Viridiplantae; Streptophyta; Magnoliopsida; Rosales; Rosaceae.